Molecule: messenger RNA, 5180 nt
Organism: Rhopalosiphum maidis (corn leaf aphid)
Lineage: Eukaryota; Metazoa; Arthropoda; Insecta; Hemiptera; Aphididae
Exons: 13
Coding region: 1117-3687 (856 amino acids)
Biological process (GO): regulation of transcription by RNA polymerase II
Molecular function (GO): RNA polymerase II cis-regulatory region sequence-specific DNA binding; DNA-binding transcription factor activity, RNA polymerase II-specific
Source: RefSeq, a predicted model, not a curated record
UUCGCCGCGUAAUGGUUUGUCCACCGCUGCGGCGCCGAACGUGUAUUAUCAUCGCCGUAACAACAAUAAUAAUAUUAUAAUAAUAAUAAUAAUAAUAAUAAUAAUUAAAAUCGAAAAAAAAAAAAAAAAAACAUUUUCGUGUCUCACGCUGAAAACGCACACACAGGCGCAGCAUCAUUCAUCCGAACGGUACAUAAUAUUUAUAAUAUUGUUUUACUAUAGUCUUUAAUAUCGUCGUAAAACGAUCGCGAGCAUAUUAUUAUUAUCUGCACACACGCCGUCACCCCGCGUCGAUCGUCGCCGGCCGGUAUUCGACGGUGGUCGCUUUUCUUCUGCAUACUAUAACAAUAUAAUAUCGUAAUAAUAAUAAUAAUAAUAAAAAGUAUUGUUUCGAAAACAGAAUUUCGUGUUUUCGGUGCCGCCGCGUGGCUUACAUAAUAAUAUUAUUCGUGUAAAAAUAUAUCGAUCGUACACUAUACCUUUAAUUGUUAUUAACUACGUUUUCUUUUCAUUUUUUUUUUUUACCCGUCAUAACAUUGUUGUAUUAUUAUUUACAAUAAUAUCGCGGAUGACACAUGUUCGAAACGCCACGGCGUUACACAGUCGAUAAAAAAACAUAACAUUAUAUUAAUUACCGGUAAUACUAUCCAAACGCCUAUAAUAAUCGCCCCGUGGCGUUCUACCGCGAUUGGCACACACACAAAUGUGUCGUUUUACGAUUUUUCGUGCGAUAAUUAUUAUUAUUAAUAAUUGUACGUUGUACGCGUAUCGCGAAUAACGACUACGUCGCUCUAUAUUAGAAUUGAUCUCUACGCGAGCCAAACACGUUAGCUCAGUAUUGUAAUACAUAUUAGUAUUACUAUUAUUAUUAUUAUUAUUAUUAUUAUAAUGGUAUAUGUAUUUGGAGGACAUUGAUUUUGACCAAGCAGGGGACUCGGCAACUCGGCGCCGGCACAAUUACCAUAAUAAUAAUUGAUUAAUUAAUUGACGACCACGGCCACGGCUUGUGAAACUAUUUACACCGGACGUCGAUGAAAUAAAUCCAAAUCAAAUUGCCUUACAUCGAAAGUAUAUUGCGUACACCUGGGUAUAUAUAUACCGUCGCCGACAACAAGUAUGAAGGUAUCGCCACUGUUGCCGCAGACGUCGGCAAAAAAACAAGCAGAGGACGUCCCUAUUCGCGACGACUCGGAAGCCGCUAAUAACUGUUUGAAACGCCGUCGGCUCCAUUCUCAGACGAAUAUCAUAAUCAACGGUCACUAUCGACACCACAGCAAACACCAUUACUCUCGGCACGACGACAACAAAUCGUCGUCUAUGGACUGUUUCGACACCAUUAGCAAUAGCGUUAACGGCAACAGCAAUAGCAGUUGUAACAGCAGCAAUAGCGGCGAAGACGCGAGCGAUUGUGACGAUUCACCGGCGAGGCCCAACAGUCACCCGAAUCAACAAUACCCAGAAGGGGGGACGUCCGCGGCGCCGUCGCCCGCACACAACAAUGACAAAAAUAAGGAUGGUUAUCAGCAGACUACUGCAAUUGGAAAUAACAACAGUUGUAGUAAUGGAGGAGAUUGUAUGACACCGGCAAUAAGACAUACUGUACAACAAUUAGCUAUUAAUAGUGAUGAUAAAAUCACAUUAUCGUUGUCAACACACUCCGAAAAAAAUAACGACAGUGAAACCUACAACAGUACACAUGAACCGAUAUUAUCGUCAAUUUCAAUUAAAAACUUAAAUAAAAAUGCAACGACUAAUGAAAAAACUCCUUCUGUAGUAGACACUGAUGUUGACGAUCCUAUGGUAACAGUCAAUGAUAUUAACAGUGAAACUAGUAAUGACGAUUGUUUGUCUCAAUCGCCUUUGAACUUAACCCGUUCCCAAGGCUCGUCAGAAGGUGGUAACAAGAGUGGAGACGACGAUGAAGAAUAUGAUGACGAUAGUGAAGAAAAAAAUGGCAUUGGUAAUUCCAUUAAUGAAAAUGAAAAUAUUGUCAAAACAGAAGUUCCAUUUCCUUGGAAUAUUACCUCAGCUAAUAAUAAACAAAAGCAACAACAUCAAGAUGAUAAAAUCACAGCACCACCACCUCAACUUUUGUUAACCUCUGGUCAACUUACUACGGGAUGCUUACAAGCAGCCCAAUUACUAAUACCAACAGCUCGAGGUAUUAUGACUCAGACAAUUUUGGCCAUUCCCAUUAAUGAUAUGGUUUCUUCUGCAAUCACAACUCCUACUUCAAAUCAGCAACAACUACAGCAACAGUUAUUAUAUCACUCAACAAAUAAUGUUCGACAAAAAAAUAUUAAUCGACAACAGCUCAAUCAAAUUUGUCAACCGUCAUUAUCCUUACCACUAAACCGUUAUUUUCAACAACACCAAACUACAGCUGAUGAUUCGACUACUGCCAGUGGUACUCCUGACAACGUCAAUAAUGAUAACAAUAAUUACGAUGGUAGUAUGAUUAAUAAUGACACGGUUACAGCAGAUCAGUAUAAUAAUAUUCAACGACGAAAAUGGCAGUCCCCUGACCUUAAUUGCAAAAAGCACAACUUUUUAACACCUCAACAAAAGCUAUUACCUCGCACCAAGAACGAGGAAAGCAGUGAUUCGAUAAACGCACAGCGUUCAAAAGACUCGACUAUGGUUCAAAUACCAACGGGCACAAAUGGAGAUUGUCGUAUUUAUUCAACCAAUAAUGCUGCUUCAAUUGUUACUGCUGCGACACCAAUGUCACCUCCUACACUCAGGCGUAAUGAUGGUAGUAAUGGAGGAGGUGUAGAAGUAAUUCAACGUCAAACUGUAUGGCCAACAGCAAUUACAGCAACCGAUCAACAUAAUGGUGGCGAUGAAACAGAAAAUGAAGAAGAUAAACAGCAGCCACAUCAACCUUCUCAUGUAAUAUCUCCUGCGCCUCCAACGUCUUCCACCAACAUAAACACUUUAAAGUCAUUAGCACCUCCAUCUUCACAACUCAACUGCCACAUAAAACCAUCCAAGGACGAAGACUCGACCUCGGCAGCUGCUGCAGCAGCGGCUGCAUAUAAUCAGCAAAACGCUAUUUGCACAGCACUCGCCACACACAUGCUAUGUGCUUCGCAACUCGCUGCUGCACAACAACCAAUAUUUGAGAAUAUGGAAAGUGGCAAUUCAUCUAAAAAACCAAAUAAUGUAUACAAUAACAAUAAUAAUAACAUAAAAACAAAUAACAUGAUGGGUGUAGUGAACCCAGCCGUAUUGGAAAAAUGGAUGAUGGAAGAGAGGUAUUAUUAUAAUAAUAAUAAUAACAACAACAAAAAUAUUACUGGAGGCCACUCACAUCACCAGAGGUAUAACGCAGCCGCCGCAGCGGCUGCUGCAGCAGCAGCUGUCGAAUUGUUAAGUGGUGGCGUUUCUGCAUCAUCAAGUGGUGGCGGUGGUGACAGCUUAGCUUCUUGUAAAAAACGAAAAAGACGAACUUCGUUUACACCACACGCCUUAGAAUUGUUAAACGGUCAUUUUGAACGCAAUACACACCCAUCAGGAUCUGAAAUCACUGGACUGGCACACAGAUUGGGCUACGAACGUGAAGUGAUACGCAUUUGGUUUUGCAAUAAACGCCAGGCGUUGAAGAACACUGUUCGCACUAUAAAUGGUAGCGGUCCAGCCCAUAUGACAAGCACGAAAUCUCAUAAUAAUACAAGUGGUUAUUAAAACACUGUAUUAUUUAUAAAAUUUACGUUGCAUAAAAUUAAUGAAACAUACCCGGUUUUUCCGACAAUCACGAUGUAGUAACUGGUCAUGUCCAUAUCUGUGUUGCCUUUUUUACACAAAAUCUCAAGCGGCAGAAUUAUUUUCUUUAUUCAUUCACAAUACCCGUUGAUUCAUGAGAAUAACUAGUGGUUAAAAGACCAAAUAUGAGAGAAAAUGUUUUAAAAAAUAACAUGUUUAACUUUUUCAUAAUUUUUUAGUUGUUUUAAGUGUCUAAUUAUAAUUAAUAUUAAAUAACUAAUAGAUUUUAAUUUAUAAUAUUUAAUAUUGUUUGGAUUUUCAUUAGUAGCUUAAAAAAAACUAUAUCUAUAUCCCAAAUAAAAAGAAGGAAUAAAAUAUUUUUUGUGAAAUAAUACAAACUAACAAAUAGUACCUAUUUAAUAUGUGUAAAUACUGUUAGUGUACAAUAUGGUUAAGUUUAAAAACUAAUUUAUAUUUUGGUGACAACAAUAUAAGCUUAAAUUAAGCUUUAAAUGUUUUCACUCAAUUAUAAAUUAUAUAAUGCAUGUCGAAGUAUGAAAUUAACUUUUAUAUCGAGAGUCAAAGUUACCAAUUAAUAGACUGUAACCAAAUACUAGGUCUUUUACAAAUAGCAGAAAAAAGACAUUUCAAAGAAAAUUACAUUUGGUAUAACAACCAAUAAUAAACAAAAUUUGAAUACAUUAUGUGUCAAAAAUUUCAUUUUUGUACUGCCAAAAAGUAUAUCUAAAAAUUUGUUCGACUUAUAAAUAGUAAUUAUUAAAUGUUGUUAAUAAUUACAAUAAUUAUACAAAUCUAGUCAUGGGCACAACUUCAAUACCAUAGCCUGGAAACUAGAUAUUAUUACAGUAUGCUGUAUUUACAUAUUUUUAGAGGAGACUAUAGAAGCGCUCCUUAGAACUAGCUCUUCCAUACUUCCAAUUGCAUAAAUGCAUCUAGUUAUAAUCAUUUUAAAAUUAAAUGUUAUUUGUCUUAAUAUACUUUAAGGGAUAUACUGAAAGGAGUAUUUGGUCUCUUAACCAUUGAAAAAUAACUUACAGUUAAUACCUAUUUAUUUUCUCAUAACAUGCCUUAUAACAUAUAUUUAAUUUAUAUUUGUAUAUUAUUUUUACUAUAUGUAAGCAGUAUUGUAAAUUUCCACAUGUCAGUCUGCGUGUGUUUAUGUGUAUGUGUGUGUUUGUAAAUGUAUAUGUGUGUAUACUUACCCUAUUAAAAUGAGAUAGUUUUUUUUUGUAUUUUAACCGCCUCGAUUAUUUCAUCUUGUGUCAAGACUGUUAAGUAUUAAAAUCGAAAUAAUUUAUGUAAAUGAGGUAGUAAAUUAAUAAUAAUAAAAAAAAAAUUAUAUAUGUUCUUUAGUUGUUCUUCUUUAUUUGUCAUUAAAACAUGUAUUUUUCUAAGUUAGUGUUACGAUAAGUAUUUCGAUGUAUCAUCAUUAAAUAAACUAUAAGUUAACCAUA